AAAUAAUAUAUGGUAACAAAAUUUCCUAAAUUUAGUCAAGCUUUAGCACAAGAUCCUACUACAAGAAGAAUAUGGUAUGGAAUAGCAACUGCUCAUGAUUUUGAAAGUCAUGAUAAUAUUACAGAAGAAAAUCUAUAUCAAAGAAUUUUUGCUUCCCAUUUUGGUCAUUUAGCUAUUAUAUUUUUAUGGACAUCAGGUAAUUUAUUUCACGUAGCAUGGCAAGGUAAUUUUGAAAAAUGGAUACUUAAUCCUACUAAGAUAAAACCUAUUGCACAUGCGAUUUGGGAUCCGCACUUUGGUCAAGCCGCAUUGAAGGCUUUUUCACAAACAGGAGUUGACUAUCCAACAAAUAUAAGUUAUUCAGGAUUAUAUCAUUGGUGGUAUACUAUUGGUAUAAGAACUAAUAAUGACCUAUAUUUGGGAGCAUUAUUCCUUUUAGUGAUAUCAGGGUUAUUUUUAUUUGCAGGUUGGCUACAUUUACAGCCUAAAUUUAAACCUAGUUUAGCAUGGUUUAAAAAUAAUGAGUCACGUUUGAAUCAUCAUUUAGCAGGUUUAUUUGGUGUUAGUUCAUUAGCAUGGGCAGGACAUUUAGUUCAUGUGGCAAUUCCUGAGGCAAGAGGUCAGCAUGUUGGUUGGGAUAAUUUCUUAUCUACUAAACCACAUCCAGCUGGGCUAGAACCUUUUUUUAAGGGGCAAUGGUCAGUGUACGCAGAUGGUCCAGAUAGUAUGAAUCAUGUAUUUAAUACAAGUGAAGGUGCAGGAAAAGCCAUCUUAACAUUCCUAGGUGGGUUUCACCCACAAACAAAAUCUUUAUGGUUAACAGAUAUUGCGCAUCAUCACUUAGCUAUAGCAGUGAUUUUUAUAAUCGCUGGUCAUAUGUAUAGAACUAACUGGAGUAUUGGACAUAGUCUAAAAGAGAUCUUAGAUGCUCAUAGAGCCCCAGGUGGUAGAUUAGGUGAUGGUCAUAAAGGUCUAUUUGAAACUAUUAAUAAUUCCUUGCAUUUUCAAUUAGGAUUAGCAUUAGCUUCUUUAGGAGUAAUUACUUCUCUUGUGGCACAACAUAUGUAUGCUAUGCCUUCUUAUGUAUUUAUUGCUAAUGAUUUUACAACCCAAGCGGCUUUAUAUACUCAUCAUCAGUAUAUAGCAGGAUUUUUAAUGGUUGGUGCAUUCGCACAUGGCGCAAUAUUUUUUAUUAGAGAUUAUAAUCCUGAACAAAACAAAAAUAAUGUGCUUGCUCGGAUGUUAGAACAUAAAGAAGCAAUAAUAUCUCAUUUAAGUUGGGUAAGUUUAUUUUUGGGUUUUCAUACAUUAGGAAUAUAUGUUCAUAAUGAUGUAGUAGUCGCAUUUGGUUCUCCCGAAAAACAGAUCCUUAUUGAACCGGUAUUUGCACAAUGGAUACAAGCAGCAUCAGGCAAAGCAUUAUAUGGAUUUAAUAUUUUGUUGUCUUCUUCUGAUAGUGUAGCCACAAGAGCAGGUGAAAGUUUAUGGUUACCCGGCUGGUUAAAAGGUGUUAAUGAUACUAAUAAUUCACUAUUUUUAGAUAUAGGACCUGGAGAUUUCUUAGUUCAUCAUGCAAUAGCUCUAGGUUUACAUACCACAACUUUAAUUUUAGUUAAAGGAGCCUUGGAUGCUAGAGGCUCAAAACUGAUGCCAGAUAAAAAAGAUUUUGGAUAUAGUUUUCCAUGCGAUGGACCAGGAAGAGGUGGAACUUGUGAUAUAUCUGCAUGGGAUGCUUUUUAUUUGGCAAUGUUUUGGAUGUUGAAUACAUUAGGAUGGCUAACAUUUUAUUGGCAUUGGAAACACUUGACAUUAUGGGGUGGCAAUGUUAAUCAAUUUAAUGAGUCUUCAACAUAUCUAAUGGGUUGGUUUAGGGAUUACCUAUGGCUUAAUUCAUCGCCAUUAAUUAAUGGUUAUAAUCCUUAUGGCGUUAAUAAUUUAUCUGUUUGGGCUUGGAUGUUUUUGUUUGGUCACUUGGUAUGGGCAACAGGUUUCAUGUUUUUGAUUUCUUGGAGAGGUUAUUGGCAAGAAUUAAUUGAAACUUUAGCUUGGGCUCACGAAAGAACUCCAUUAGCAAAUUUGAUAAAAUGGAAAGAUAAACCUGUAGCGUUAUCUAUCGUUCAAGCACGCUUGGUAGGAUUAGCACAUUUUGCUGUAGGAUAUAUCUUAACUUAUGCUCCAUUUGUUAUAGCAUCGACUGUUGGCAAGUUUGGUUAAUUUUAAAUUAUAUAGAAUAAAAAAGAAAAUAAAGUAAAUCAAAAUGAUUUACUUUAUUUUCUUUUUUAUUCUAUAUAAUUUAUUUUAUAAAUUAUUUUUUACAAAA
Molecule: messenger RNA, 2320 nt
Organism: Galdieria sulphuraria
Lineage: Eukaryota; Rhodophyta; Bangiophyceae; Galdieriales; Galdieriaceae
Product: [pt] photosystem I P700 chlorophyll A2 apoprotein
Exons: 1
Coding region: 10-2214 (734 amino acids)
Biological process (GO): photosynthesis
Cellular component (GO): thylakoid; membrane; photosystem I
Source: RefSeq, a predicted model, not a curated record